AUGACUUCAAUACUCGCUGGAAAAGUCGCCGCAAUCACGGGUGCCGUGACAGGCAUCGGACGAGCUAUCGCCCUCGAAUAUCUGCGCCAGGGAGCAGCCGUCGCCGUCAAUCACUACCCGGAUUCAAAAUCAGACAGUCAAUUUGAAAGUAUGAAGAGAGAGGCUGGUGCUGGCGCAAAGCUCAUUGCUGUUCCCGGUGAUAUUGCAAAGCCGGAAACAGGGACCGACCUCGUUUCCAAGACCGUGUCCGAGUUUGGCAGAUUAGAUGUUUUUGUGAGCAACGCUGGUGUUUGUCAGUUUGCCGAGUUCCUGAGUCUAAGCCCUGAACUUCUCAAAUCGACAGUUUCCAUUAACCUCGAAGGUGCCUUCUUCGCUGUUCAAGCUGCUGCUCGCCAAAUGAAAGAGCAAUCUCCUCAAGGCGGCAGUAUCAUUGGUGUCUCGUCCAUCAGCGCUCUGGUCGGUGGCGCUGGCCAGACACAUUACACACCCACCAAGGCGGGAAUCCUAUCGCUCAUGCAGAGCUGUGCCUGUGCUCUGGGCCCUUACAAUAUCCGCUGUAAUGCUCUGCUACCGGGAACUAUCCGUACGCAGCUGAACGACGAGGAUCUGGCGGAUCCUGAUAAGAAAGAGUACAUGGAGGGUCGCAUACCACUUCGCAGAUUGGGCCAACCUCAUGUAUGUAUGUCGAAGAUGACAAAAGAUAUCUUGCUGACGACAUGCUCAGGACCUCGCUGGGCCCGCAGUAUUUCUUGCUUCAAGUCUUUCAUCAUACGUUGUAAGUGUGCCCCUACCGAGGUAUAUGAUACACAGGACUCACAUACCAAUCACAGUCCGGUGCACAGAUAUUGGUCGACGGUGGCGCUUUUGUAA
Messenger RNA from Aureobasidium subglaciale EXF-2481, 870 nucleotides. RefSeq lists its product as uncharacterized. The record is from RefSeq and is a predicted model, not a curated record. The coding region runs from base 1 to 870 and encodes 289 amino acids. Gene Ontology annotation, molecular function: oxidoreductase activity, acting on the CH-OH group of donors, NAD or NADP as acceptor. NCBI's taxonomy places the organism in Eukaryota, Fungi, Ascomycota, Dothideomycetes, Dothideales, Saccotheciaceae. The transcript has 2 exons.